CUUCACAGCACCAAGUAAACGAAUUAUAGCAACCGGCCCUUCUCUCACCUUUUACAUCACCUCAUUCAUAUAUUAUAUGUACUUUGCUCUGUCUAGUCAAGCUUGCUUCUUUCUUGUAACCAUGUCUUCAAUAAUGAGUCCUCAAGGUGUAGUCUUUGCCACAGCCAUGGCUGUGUCCGGCACUGUCGUCCUCCUUGUUCUUAAACUUCAAAAGUCUCUCCCAAAUACCCAAUUCUCUGUUGAUCAAAUUCCUCAGUCCUCACAGCCAAUUUUACGUUCUUGUCUCUCUUCUGAGGAAAAGAAAAAGGAAAAGAAGAAGAAAAAAGUUCACUUUGCAAAGGAUGUGGUGGAUCCAAGUGGGGAUGGAGAAGCGUAUAGGAAGCAGCAUGGUAUAAUUAGCAGCAAUUCUUCUUCUUCUUCUUCUUCAUCAUCAUUAGCUUCAUCACCAACACCAAAGUUAGAAAAGUAUAGAGGUCAAACAAGAGGAAUGCCUGCCAAUAGGGUGGCUUUGUACAAUGGAAUUCUCAGGGAUCGUGUGGUUCAACGAAUGGGUUACUCUUAUUGAUCCAAUUUCUGUGCAAAAAUCUGUGUUUAUGGUCUCCAAUGUAGGCUUUUUUUUACCAUUCUUCUUUUUAACUUUUAAUUUUAGAAUCUGUAAUUAGGAAUUGGAAAGGAGACCAAAGGCUUUUUUUUCUUUUUUUUUGAUGAGGAGACCAAAGGCUUUGAUGGUUCCUGAAGUUCAUGUUCUCAUGGUCUGAUGGGGAACAGGGUGAAACCUCUUGGAAGAGUAAAAUUUCUUGGGGUUAUGUAACUUAUGUUCAUAGUCGUUAUUUUUUUCUGGAAAAUUCUCUACCUUCUGUAAAAUUUCUUGUUCUCUAGUUCACAAAUGUGCACAAAGAGUAUCAUGUAA
Messenger RNA from Quercus robur (English oak), 910 nucleotides. RefSeq lists its product as uncharacterized. Lineage: Eukaryota; Viridiplantae; Streptophyta; Magnoliopsida; Fagales; Fagaceae. The transcript has 2 exons. Bases 77 to 565 code for a protein of 162 amino acids. The record is from RefSeq and is a predicted model, not a curated record.